Molecule: messenger RNA, 504 nt
Organism: Cyphellophora europaea CBS 101466
Lineage: Eukaryota; Fungi; Ascomycota; Eurotiomycetes; Chaetothyriales; Cyphellophoraceae
Exons: 2
Coding region: 1-504 (167 amino acids)
Biological process (GO): transcription initiation at RNA polymerase II promoter; positive regulation of nuclear-transcribed mRNA poly(A) tail shortening; positive regulation of translational initiation
Cellular component (GO): P-body; RNA polymerase II, core complex
Molecular function (GO): translation initiation factor binding; single-stranded RNA binding; single-stranded DNA binding
Source: RefSeq, a predicted model, not a curated record
AUGUUCUUCCUCAAGUACCUCGAACGCGAGAUCUCGAUCCAUCCGUCGUUCUUCGGCCGCGAGAUGGAAGACAGACUCCGCGAGCGUCUUUUCGCUGAUAUGGAGGGGAGUUGUAAUGGCGAAUACUACAUCAUCUGUGUGAUUGACAUCUACAACAUUUCACCCGGCCGAGUCAAACCUGGUCGCGGUGAGGCCAAUUUCACGAUCAACUAUCGCGCGAUCUUGUGGAAGCCAUUCAAGGGUGAAACGCUCGACUGCGCCGUAACCAAUGUCAAGCCUCAGGGUGUCUUCUGCGAUGCUGGCCCGCUCACCGUCUUUGUCUCGAAGUUGCACCUACCUGCCGAUAUGAAGCACAAUCCAGAUGCACCCAACCCGCAAUUCUCAAAUGCGGCUGGUGACAGCAUUGAGAAGGGUUCUGCUGUGCGCGUGCAGCUGAUCGGGCUGCGAAGUGAUGUGGGUCAAAUGUUCGCCAUUGGAAAGAUGUCGGCGAAUUGGUUUGGGUGA